CUUCCCCCUCCAAUUGCCUCUCCAUGGUCCGCGCCCUCCUCCUGCUGCAAUUGCGACUUCUCUUCCAGCGACCCCAGCUCCGCAGCCGACUUCCUCGACCUCAAGGGCCUCACUGGCGACCCCAUGUCCAAGCCGUUGUCGACAUUCCAAGCGCCGCCGCCUCACUUCGACAGUUCCGCCGACAUGAAGCGCGUGAGCUAUGGCGCGAGGGAAGUGAUCCGCAGGGAUAUUGAGGUAAAUGGGACCUACCCACGCACUGUAGAGGCAUUUAGGCAGAAGAUUCUAGCUGUUGAUAGCACUCUUUGCUUCGCCAGAGUACAAUUAUUCUGUCACUGGUACUAAAUUGGUAACUUACGUUAUUUGG
Molecule: messenger RNA, 364 nt
Organism: Striga asiatica
Lineage: Eukaryota; Viridiplantae; Streptophyta; Magnoliopsida; Lamiales; Orobanchaceae
Source: the annotation of a GenBank genome assembly